Molecule: messenger RNA, 657 nt
Organism: Gilbertella persicaria
Lineage: Eukaryota; Fungi; Mucoromycota; Mucoromycetes; Mucorales; Choanephoraceae
Exons: 2
Coding region: 70-606 (178 amino acids)
Biological process (GO): negative regulation of cell population proliferation; negative regulation of mitotic cell cycle
Cellular component (GO): nucleus; cytoplasm
Source: RefSeq, a predicted model, not a curated record
AGCUGUUUAAAGCAAAUCAGCCAAUUUUUUUUUUCCACUUCUAUCUUCUUUUUUCCUUCUUUCAACCUUAUGCAUAUUGAAAUAGCUCAAGCAGUUGACUUUUUAGGCAGACUCUUACAGUCCAAAGUAGAGCAGGACAUUAUUAGUCGCUUUAAAGACAUGUUGACUAAAUUGCUUGUGGUUCGUUUUCAAGAUCACUGGGACACACAUCAACCUUAUAGAGGUAAUGGCUUUAGAGCCCUUUCCAACUUUAAUGGACAACUAGACCCUAUUCUUGCUCAAGCUGCUAUGAAUGCUCAUAUUCAGCCUAAUACGAUCCAUGUCCAUCUUCCCCGUGAUUUUGUGUUGUGGAUUGACCCAUUUAGUGUAUCUUACCGAGUAGGAGAUCAUGGUAAUAUCAUGACUCUAUUUGAAGAUCGCUCUCGUGGCAGAGUGACCUUAAAAUUAGAUCCUGCCAUUGUCACCUCUUCUUUGUCUCCUUCUAUUCAGCCUAGAACAUCCACACCCAUUCGUAUCUCUCCACCCAAUAGCCCUGAUACUAUUGCUUUGCUUAAUAAGCCCCAAAAAAAGAAGGAUGAAAAGCACAAGGUGAUUUUGGCGAACUAGUUUCAUUUUUCUUUUGCAUUUCUUUAUUAUUCUCAUUCUCAUUAUUGUACA